CUGACGUCAAACGAGGUGGGGGGUUGGUUACAUGGAAGCUCAAAUAUUCGGUGACGGUGGUGCGUAGACGAGGGUGCAAAAAAAAUAACGGUGUCGCGUGAAUGUGAGCUUCGACGGGCCUAGUGGACACGUGUGUUUGUGCCAUGUGUUCGUCUCAGGUCACGGUGACGAAUACGGAAGUCGCACGGUCCAGGAGCGAACGCCUCGCGACGUAUCUACGUCGCAAUUACGCAAUGACCAGCCACUAUGUAGUAUACUACGCGUGAGGAUCGUCUGCGACUAUAUUUAAAAAACUCCGUUCGAAAAGCUCCUCUCUCGAUGGUUGAUCGUGAAUGAACAAGUUACCAGCAUGAGCUUUUGGACCCGCAGACGAUUUCGUAUCACGCCGCUACGCGCGUUGGCAGCUUUCGUCCUUAUGGUCAUGUUGUUCUGGUAUAGCCUCAGUCGGCAAGAAAUACCGCGGCAACCGUGUAGCGUACCGGAGGAAUUCACGGAGAAACUACACGACCUUGCCUACAGGGCACAUUUGGUGCUAGCCAAACUGAGCACGGUGCACUUCUUGUGUCUUGGCGGGCUUUGGGGUCAAGUUCGGAUCGGUCGUGCUUUGCCCUGGGCACGUAAGGUCGAGCUUUGUAUGGUGGACACGCUUAGAGACGAUGUUCUGAUAACAAAUGCGUUCCGCGAAGUUGAACUCAGUGCUACGUAUCUGCAUGCGGCCGGUGUUUAUCGUAUCCAAGAGUACGACGUCGUCGGGGAAGAUGCGCCUACGGUGGAAGUUGUGGUGUUUGAGGAAGACGCUGUGACGCAAAUGGUAAGGAGAGUCGGUUGGACUAGAAGGAUGCUGCCUCCGGAUUGCGAAUUCUCUCCGAGCCUGCAGUGCUUCCCGCCUCAGCUCGUGAUUCCACCCUUGCCGGUGAAACAGUUCGGUGGUCGACCGAUGCCAGUCCCUAGGGAAGGCAUCGAGUUGCAGAAGUAUCAUUAUCCGAACAAUUGGUGGCUGGAAGUAAAGCCAACCGACUGCACCGAGCUUCAAGAGACGAGCGCGUAGUAGUCGCUUCCGUUGUAGACACAAUUGUUCGCAACCCUGUGUCCAAUUUAUCAUGUGGACAGUAAAGUAUACUCUGGAACUGCUAGAACGCAGGACGUGAUACGAAACUCGCAUUAUCACUGCUCGAUUCUAUUCCAAAAAUCUUUUAAUCAUUCACGUUAGUAAUAAAUGAUUCAGUGUUUCGGGCGGGGAAUUAAAAGGACUGAAUCGAAGCUGUGAGACGUUUUCUAUAGUAAGUUGUUAACUGUUUGAAAUAGAAAGAGAGGUAAUGGCUUCGGGACGCAGUGAUGAGUUUCGCAGGAGCUACUCUUAAGGGCUAUAAAGAAGUCUUGUUGAGUUUAUGAUUGGUUGAAAAAUCGUAAAUAAAACGCGACGCGUAUGUAUGCAACUAGUCGAUAUUUUUAAAAGGCUUUCUGUUCUUCCAGCUAUUUAUAGAUAAUUUAUUCAGAUUCGUAAAUAGUUGCGCGCCCUGACGAGAUUCCAGUUAUUACAUGGAUGAUCUUCUCUAAGAAAGUGAAAGUUGCUUCAAAGAAAGUAGGAAGUGUUCACUGAUCGUUAUACUUUAAUUUGACUCUUAUACAAACUCAAAGCUUGUAUUGGAAUUAAUAUUUUGUAGUAGAAAGAUGUUGUAGAAAGAUGAAAUACUUUUCUGAAUAACAUGCUAGAGAUUAAUGUAAGACACGAUGAAAGCGAUUAUCAACGUGGCUGGAUUGUACGCGAAAAAUCGAAUUCUAAUGUGAACUAAGACUAAUGAAAGUUAUGCAACCAUGAACUAGGUAAACUUGUUCCUUUUAAGAGUCUGAGUACUUAUGAAAGUCUUCGUACAGUUUACGUGGCAAAGAUAUUUACAAUUCAGUGGGAUGUAUUAGAGACAAGUCUGAUAAUAUUAACCCUUUGCACUUUAUUAUUUAUUCUGAUCUGUUCUAAUUUGGAAAAUCUAUCCACCUUAAUACAUUCAUACUAUCUACAUAAAAUGACACGAUUUUAUUCAGUCUGACAUCAGAUUCUAUGAUAAACUCUAGAGGAUUCGAACAUCAUUAUUUGAGUUUUUACAUAUUGCAUGAAAGCACAGUAUAUAUUAUGUAUGUUCGUAAUUUAUCGUCUUCAUACAUUUACGUCACGAUUGACACAUGAUAUAUUAUCACGAAAAAUCGUCAGAUCGUUAUCGAUGUGUCAAAUGUGCAAGGGGUUAAAUUUACGAUAAAUCAUACGUAACCAGAACCGUAGUAAGAAUUCCAGCUGAUUUUUAUUAUCUCAUUUCAACCUACACUCUUAUUCAUGCUAGUCGCCUAAUAAGUAUUUGUUUGUGAUAUAAAAACUAAUUUAUAUAUAAUUACCAGUCGUUCAUAAAUUACAUUAAGUGGAAAUAAUGAAUAGUUCAUUUAUUUAAAGUUAUAACUGUUACUCUGUGCAUUUCACUUAAACGAUACUUACACAGCUAAUUUAAUGACUACUACUCCUUAGUAAUUACUAUUUUAAUUUGAAACGUCAAGAGAUACUGAUAGACCAUUGAAAUGCUUCCUUCAAAGCUUUAACAGUACAAUUAUUUAUACACGUAUUUAUACCGCUUUUUAUACAGGAUACCAACGAGAACGUGCGUUUUCUCAUUUUUCAAAUCUCUAUAACGUUCAUCCGAACAUGAUGUCCCAUUAUGAAAUUAAUCAUACUAUCGUGAUCCGAUCGAUUUUUUAACUCAAUUGUACGAUCGUUUCGACAAUAAUUCUCAUCGAUUUUAAUUGCGACGGCACCAACGGAAGCAGAAAAACCGGCGACAGCUGCUGUCGAUGGUUUUUCUGUUUUUUUGCCAUACUUCUUUUCAAUUAGUAUCUACCAGCGCACUGAUUGAAUUCCAGUGCUGUGAAAAACUAGCGCAACUGUUGAAUGCCGGCAGAACAGUUCGUAUUCCCUGAAAGUGAUGAACUCCAGUUUCUGUAGUUUCCCUUUGUUUUUUCUGGAGUCUGUCUAAACAAUUUUUAUAACGAAUGUAAAUAUACAUAUCCCGAAAUAUUUAUUUUCCUCUUCAAAAUCUAUUUCUUUAUCCAACGAGAAAAUUCAGUUAAAUAUUUUCAGACCAUUUGCACGAAGACAAAAUCAAUGCGAAUGAUUAUAAAAAAAUUUUGAUGAAAUUUGUCAAAUCUAUGAUGUACUUCGCUUAACUUUAAAUCAUCGAUCAACUUCGUAUUUUUAUGCCAAGUAUGCAUUUCGUUCGAAUUAACUAUACGUACCACUUGACAUAUUUCACACGAAUGCACGCGUUUGUACGUAACGUAUGUACUUUGUAUGUAAGUAAAUGAGCGAUUUAAAUUAUCGUAGUUGUCUCUUAAACGUGGUUAAAUAAAACGUGUAAAACAAAA
Molecule: messenger RNA, 3402 nt
Organism: Ceratina calcarata
Lineage: Eukaryota; Metazoa; Arthropoda; Insecta; Hymenoptera; Apidae
Exons: 4
Coding region: 350-1048 (232 amino acids)
Source: RefSeq, a predicted model, not a curated record